GCGUCGCUGGACGCGCACCAUGCCUCUGCUGCUCCUCGUCCUCGCGGCGCUGCCGGCGUGCACCGGCGCCACCACCAGCGCCGGGCUGCCGCACCGCGUCUCCAAUGACUUCGACAUGGAUCCGUGUAAAGGCGAUGGGUUCUAUGGGGACAUCGCUGUGCCGCUCACGCAGUAUGAGAUGGAGUGGAAACAGCAAAAUAAUAUUACGGAGACGCCCGCAGAACCAGGAGGCAAAUCACACAAAAGGGUGACCCGGGCAGCGACGGCUCGCAAAGAGCGCGUCUGGGACUUGGGAGUCAUCCCGUACGAAAUCGACGGCAACUUCAGCGGAGGUCACAAGGCGCUCUUCAAACAAGCCAUGCGCCAUUGGGAGAACUUCACCUGCAUCAAGUUCGUGGAACGCGUGCCGCAGGAUCACCCCAACUAUAUUGUCUUCACAGAACGUCCUUGCGGAUGCUGCUCUUUCGUGGGGAAGCGUGGGAAUGGCCCACAAGCUAUCAGCAUCGGCAAGAACUGCGACAAGUUCGGCAUCGUUGUACACGAGCUGGGCCACGUAGUAGGCUUCUGGCACGAACACACCCGCCCAGACCGCGACCACCACGUGCAGAUCGUGCGCGAGAAUAUCAUGACAGGGCAAGAAUAUAAUUUCAAUAAGCUGACGGAAGAAGAAGUGAAUUCUCUUGGACUGCCAUAUGACUACGAUUCCAUUAUGCAUUAUGCGAGGAAUACAUUCUCUAGGGGUACAUAUUUGGACACCAUAUAUCCCAUAACACCCCUUGGUGAAUCAUAUCCAAAAAAACGACCAGAAAUUGGACAAAGAAUUCGUCUUAGCGCAGGAGAUAUCGCACAGACAAAUUUGCUUUACAAGUGUCCACGUUGUGGUAGAACUUAUCAAGAAAAUUCAGCUACAUUUUCAACUCCAGGUUUCCAUCCAACUGCAGCAGCUUCUGUAACACCAGAACAUUGUGAGUGGAGAAUAACAGCAACACAUGGUGAACGAAUCAUUCUUAACAUUACAAGUAUAGACAUGUAUCCCAAUGAAAAUUGCUGUUCUGAUUACAUAGAGAUAAGAGAUGGUUAUUGGCAAAAAUCACCUCUUAUAGGGAGAUACUGUCCAGACAAUCCACCCACAAAUGCAAUACUUUCAACAGGAAGCAGAAUGCUAAUAACUUAUGUAUCAUCAAACCCACAAGGCCGCCACAAAGGUUUUCAAGCUAAGUAUGAAGCUGUAUGCGGGGGACAAAUUGAAAUCAGGGGGACAGGUGGCCAUUUAGAAUCUCCUAACUAUCCAGAAGAUUAUCAACCUAAUAAAGAAUGUGUAUGGAGAAUUACUGCUCAACAAGAUUAUCAGGUGGCACUCAAGUUCCAGUCUUUUGAGGUAGAAAAUCAUGAUAGCUGUGUGUAUGACUAUGUUGAAAUCCAUGAUGGCCAUUCACUGGACAGUCCACUGCUGGGAAUUUUCUGUGGUUACAAGCUGCCACCAGACAUCAGAUCAACAGGAAAUAAGAUGCUUGUGAAAUUUGUCUCUGAUGGUUCUGUUCAAAAAGCAGGGUUUUCUGCAUUAUUUAUGAAAGAAUUAGAUGAAUGUGCACUACAGGACCAUGGCUGUGAACACAACUGUAUUAAUACACUGGGUAGCUAUGAAUGUGGCUGCAAAAUUGGUUAUGAACUUCACUCAGAUGGAAAACAUUGUGAAGAUGCUUGUGGAGGCUUGUUUGAGUCAUCAAAUGGCACAAUAUCUAGUCCAUCAUUCCCAGAAUUAUAUCCAAGUAACAAGAACUGCAUAUGGGAAAUUAUUGCCCCUCCACAAUACCGUAUUACUUUGAACUUCACACACUUUGAUCUUGAAGGGAACAAUCAAGAAUGUGAGUAUGAUAGUGUGCAAGUUUUUAGUCGAAUGGGAGAUGAUAUUCUACGGCGACAUGGCGUGUUUUGUGGUUCAAAACCUCCACCUCUUGUUACCUCAGAAGGUAAUAGCUUACGCAUAGAAUUCUCUUCAGAUAAUUCCAUACAGAAGAGUGGCUUCUCUGCAAUAUUUUUCACAGAUAUUGAUGAGUGUGCCACAAACAAUGGUGGAUGUCAACAUGAAUGCAGAAACACUAUUGGCUCAUACACCUGUUCUUGUCAUAAUGGAUUCACACUACAUGACAAUGGUCAUGACUGUAAAGAAGGUGGCUGUAAAUUUGAAAUUACUGUACCAUCAGGGACAAUUUCCAGUCCCAAUUAUCCAGACUACUAUCCUAGUAGAAAGGAAUGUGUCUGGCAUUUUACAACAACACCAGGUCAUCGUAUAAAAUUGACUUUUGUUGAAUUUGAGAUGGAACCACAUCAAGAAUGUGCAUAUGAUCAUGUAGUCCUGUACGAUGGUGAUUCUCCUGAUGCUCACACAUUAGGACGUUUCUGUGGCUCCAAAGCUCCUCACCCAUUGCUGGCAACAGGCAAUGAGAUGCUAAUGGUUUUCAAGUCAGAUGCUUCAGUUCAGCGUAGAGGUUUUCUUGCAAGGCACACUACAGCUUGUGGAGGACACCUCAGAGCUACAAAGAAGGUUAAACAUCUCUAUUCUCAUGCGAAAUAUGGAGAUCAUAGUUACGAAAAUGGAGCGGACUGUGACUGGGCGAUAGAAGCACAACCUGGAUUAAUCAUUCACCUAACUUUCCUCACAUUUGAACUGGAAGAUGAGCAAGACUGUGGCUAUGACUCCGUAGAAGUAUUCUCUGGAUUAGAUUCCAGUGGUCCAUCCUACGGCCGGUUUUGUGGUAAUUCGAACCCAACUGAUAUAGUUUCCAUGACGGAAAGUUUAUUAGUCAGAUUUCGAUCAGAUGAUAGCAUAGUAAGUAAAGGAUUCUCUGCUUCCUAUUCAGCUAUUGAAAAUAAUGACUCAGGUGGCCAUACCUUAUAAACUUUGAAUGCUGCACAACAGAAGUUGAUGUUGGCGCUGAAUUCUUAUACAUUUCAUGAAGCAAAGUGAUCAGAAGAAUUUUACUUCUUUCCAGAGAGUAUUGGUACCAAUGUGAGAAACCUUAUGGCAGUUAUAGUUGAUAUUAAUACAGAGUGAUUCUCAUUGACAAACGAUUUCAGUAUGGGAGGAAAACAUGUAUUUUGAUGAGAAGAUUUCUAGGGAUUGUUCAAGACUCAAAUAAAAGAACAUAUUAAAUAACUAAGAAUAGUUAACCAGUGUUAUCAAAAUGUGAAACUUUUGUUGAUAAUAAUUAGAAGGGCUUCCAUAAUGUCCUCCUCCUUGUCCAGCCAGUCACAGUAAGAAGCCUAAAUAUGGAGGUGGAUCAAUAUGAACUCAGUAAUUUUUUUUUUCUGGCCAUGUCAGAACAUGAAUCACGUGUUUAUCAAAACUUUUAUAUUGUGAUGGAAUGUCAAUGGUAUUCAGCUUCAGACUUACAACAUUUAAUACAUAGAACAUAUCCAUGCCAUCACUCCUCGCAGUAUUUGAUAUUUUUUCUGUGCCAUAUUAUUUUAUAUGUUGAUUAUAUACUUUUAGAAUCGUUAACAUUUACUUUCAGAGGUCAUGCUAUAGCCUACAACUAUGUUAGUUUCUCUGUAGUUAUAUUCGUUAAUCAGUGCUCCUUUCUGUUACUAAUAACAUGAAUUCAACUAUUCUCAAGGCAUUGUAUACUGAUUUAUUCCAUUUACUUGUCAACUGCAGAUUUUAUUGUCAUAAAAUGUGAUGCUGUUAUUCAAGAAAUGAAGUUCCAUGCUACAAAACAAAUUUAUGUAAUAACUUAAAAACUGAAGAACUGCCAGCUAAAGUAAAAUAUUUCGAUUUCUUUUAUCAUGAAGCAAAGUCUUAGUCACUGAGUUAGCAAGAAUUAUUUUACACCCCUAGAUGGACAUGUGUGGCCAAUUUCGUAAUAUUGACAGAUGCAGUGUUCACAAAUUGAUGUAAAUAUAUUUAUGCCAUGGAAAUAUUCCAUAUCAUCAUUAACAGUCUCAUUAAAAAUUGUCUUUAGUUAGCUUUUCGAUAAUGCUAUUUCAUAGAGUAAUAUGUUAUUUAUUUCUUUUUUAAUAAUUUUAUUAAUUACUAAGGUAAUAAGUAUUAAAAUAAUCUUUUUGUAUUAUGUUUUUCAUUUUCUGUGGAUUACAAAACAGGUGUGACUGGACAGCAGAUAUAUGAACAAUUGUGACAAAAUAUGGUGUCUUCUCUUACCUUGUUUAUCUUUGAGCUGAUGUGGCAUUAUUUCAUCAUUAAAUGAUGAUAAAAAGGUGAAGUUUCAAAGAAUCGGUUUUAAUUGAUAGGCAGGUUAUAAACUCUGUGGAAUUACUUAAUAUUUGCGCUCUAAAUACACAACAUAAUCUGCUGACCAUCUCACAGAAUAAAUAUAAGAACACACAUUUCUUUCUCUGUCAGAAUAUUUCCUGUUUGACUAAUUUCAUUUAUCCUUUGUCCAAAAUAGACUAUUAAAAUUUUCUAACAAAUCUACUGAUUAUCCAGAAGUUGAAAUAAAAUUACUUGAAACCAAAAUAACUGUUAUUCAUUUCAAACCAACCGUUUAGUAACUGAACUGAAUGCCACAGCAGGAAUAAAUAUUGUAUGUGACUCUGUGUUAACUAUAUACUAUACUGUAUAGUUAUUUCAGUAUCACAUCUAGUCAUACAGCAAAAACUACUGAACUGUAUUUGUCAUACAAGUUUAGGAGAAAGGGUUACACUGUUACUAUAAUUAUUUAUGUAUCAGCAGUGUGAUGAAUAUAUUUGCUGCUGAUCUAGUUGCUGCAGAUGGUAAUGAAGGAGCUGUUGCAUUAGAAGAACACAGUUUUAAGAAAAAGUUUUUUAAUUUUUGUAGUUACAGAUAUCUCUACAUAUGUUGAAAAGUGUUACUUUCUUAAUUAAAUAAUGUUUUAAUCAUAA
Molecule: messenger RNA, 4860 nt
Organism: Schistocerca serialis cubense
Lineage: Eukaryota; Metazoa; Arthropoda; Insecta; Orthoptera; Acrididae
Product: tolloid-like protein 1
Exons: 17
Coding region: 20-2899 (959 amino acids)
Biological process (GO): proteolysis
Molecular function (GO): calcium ion binding; metalloendopeptidase activity; zinc ion binding
Source: RefSeq, a predicted model, not a curated record